UCAAAAAUGUUAGCAUGAGGGAAGGGCAAAAGGAAAGAGUAAAUAUUGGCAGCUGAGAAUAUACUUGUUUACAUCAAUGAAUCUCGGAACUGUGAUCUGUCUGUCUGUCCUAGUUGUCCCCCUGCUAGUUCUCAAGCAUAUCACUGCCUAUUUUAGUACUGUAGUUGUGUUAACUUAAAAAUGGCUCAGUACAAGGGAGCAGCCAGCGAAGCUGGCCGAGCCAUGCAGAUUAUGAAAAAGAGAGAACGGGAACAAGAAGAAAUGGAGCAGAAGAAAAGAAAGCUUGAAGAAUCCCUGAAAAUCAACAAAAUUGAAAACAAGUUUGCAGUUCAUUAUGAUGCUGUUGAGCAGCAGUUAAAGAGUUCAACCAUUGGAUUGGUAACUCUAAAUGAAAUGAAAGCUAAGCAAGAAGAUGUUGUAAAGGAGAGAGAGAAAGAGUUAGCAAGGAAGAAAAAGGAACAAGAGAAACAAAUGAAAAGGGAAAUUGAAGCCAAACAGGCUAAGAAAAAGGAACAGAGAGACAAGAUUGCCAAACUCAGUUUUGGUCAGGAUGAUGAGGAAGAAGAGGAAGAGGAAGAGGAAGAGGAAGAGGAAGCUCCAGUAGAAAGCAAGGAUACUAAUAAGGAUUUUAAGAUGGCCAAAAAUCCAGAUGUAGACACAAGUUUUCUUCCAGAUAGAGCUAGAGAGGAUGCAGAAAACAGACUAAGAGAAGAAUUAAGACAGGAGUGGGUAGCCAAACAAGAGGCAAUGAAAAAUGAAGAAAUUGAAAUUACCUUCAGUUACUGGGAUGGUUCAGGUCACAGGCGAUCUGUCCGUAUGAAGAAGGGUAAUAGUGUUUACCAGUUUCUUCAACGUGGACUUGAAAUCCUUCGAAAAGAGUUUAAUGAAUUGCGUUCUAUCUCUGCUGAUCAUCUUAUGUACAUAAAAGAGGAUCUCAUUAUACCACACCACUAUACUUUUUAUGACUUCAUUGUUAAUAAGGCACGAGGAAAGAGUGGUCCAUUAUUCCAUUUUGAUGUUAGGGAUGAUGUUCGUUUAGUGAGUGAUGCAUCUGUUGAGAAAGAAGAAUCUCAUGCAGGCAAGGUGGUAAUGCGGACUUGGUAUGAGCGUAACAAACACAUAUUUCCUGCCAGUAGAUGGGAACCGUAUGAUCCUCAGAAAAAUUAUGAUAAAUAUACUAUAAAAGAUAAAAAUAAAAAGAAGUGAAAAUUCACUCACAAAGAAAAUCAAUAGUACAAAUUUGUCUCCAUCUCACAAAACUGCCAGGGGAUUAUGGGAAAAUCAUUUAAAUAUACAGUAUACAGUUGAAUUUUGAUACAGUAUAGUAGCAUAUAUGCAUGUUGAUAAUUGUGUCUGUAUUUGAUUGUACAGUCACUGUAUGUCAUUGUUUUAGGUUUUAAAUUUAUCAGAUGAUUGUGAUUUCUUUUGUGGCAGUGUGGAACAAGAUUUCCUAAAAUGAGAAAGUGAUCAGUUAUGGUAGAUGGAUAGUAUAACACUGAUAAGCUUCUAUGUGCUUCAAGUUAUGGUCCACUGUUAUGUGAGAGAGGUUGUGUGGGGGUUACUUGGAUUCAAGAAAUAUCUCAGGGUAGUCACUGGUUUUCUGCUAAUUUUUUUAUACAUUAAUUUAUGAACUAUAAUAUGUACUUUUAUUUUGAAAAUAAAACCAAUCUGGAAUUACAACUGCCAUCUGUUGCAAGUUGUAGUAGUAGUAGUAUUACUAGUACAUAACAGUUUUUAUUUUUUUUUACUGCUGUAAGAUUGUUGUUAAACAUACUUAAAAUAAUGUUUGCCUCUCUUGAAACAUUGCUUUCAAUUAUACUGUGUUCAGUUACACUGAAUAAAACCAGCGUAUAUUA
This is a messenger RNA of Macrobrachium nipponense, 1856 nucleotides long. Its product is annotated as protein FAM50 homolog. Bases 181 to 1206 code for a protein of 341 amino acids. The record is from RefSeq and is a predicted model, not a curated record. Gene Ontology annotation, cellular component: nucleus. Gene Ontology annotation, biological process: chromatin organization. Lineage: Eukaryota; Metazoa; Arthropoda; Malacostraca; Decapoda; Palaemonidae. The transcript has 8 exons.